AUGCCGUCUGCGUCAAAAAAAAUGUUGAAGGCCCGCAUGCAGCAGCAGCGGCGCGGGCAAGCCUCAUCUUCUCAUGCCCCGUUGGAGCAGGAAAGGGCAUCCGCAGAGCACGCUGACCUCGACGAGUCUCUCCAACAUGCCGGGGGAAUCCCGCAAGCUCGUGACUCGCCUAUCGAUGCCGUUGCGUCGCCGACGACUCUCGAUUCGUUAGACGAUGCUAGCCGGGUUGAUGAAGAAAAUGUCUUCGUUGACGACGGAGACAGCAACUGUUUGGCAGGGUGGUCAGAGUCAGGCGGCGACGAUGUCGCGGACGGCUCGAGCGAAGACUCUGGGCAGGAGGAAGGAGAAGCGGCGACGUCUAGAAGAAAGGGUCGCGUACGCCGCGCUGUUAGCUUCCGUCACAGAAACGCGCGUCGGUGCGCGCAGAAUCCCGCUUCUCGAGCGGCUGCUUCAAGCGGUCGGCGAGAGGAGAAUCUGCCAAGCGUCCUUGUCCAGAAGAUCGACCCAAAUGUGGAAACCUGCGCGUCUAGCCCGUCCGCUGAAGCGCCGCACCACUGGGCUGCGGACGCUACAGGAACAGAGGAGCUUCUUUUGGCCCUUUCGGCCUCUCUCACGCGAGGGCGCCAGGCGGAAGCAACGGCGGCGGCUCGUCUUCUCGUCGCUCUCUUGCUGCAUCUUGGAGACAGCCUCACUCCCGACAUGGCACAGUCCGGUGUUCUUCUGACGCUCACUUACUUCUCUCCGCAGCACGUAUACCGGUCCGCCCGACAGGCCGCCGCCGCCCAGUCGACGUCUGCAGCCCGGGGGCAGGCCGCAGUGCUUGUGGCCUUGUCGCACUUUCUUUAUCGCGAAGAGGCUGGCGGAGCCUCGAGGGAGGAUUCCUGGUCCGAUAAGGACGGGCAGGGACUGGCGGGCAAUGCGUCGGGAGACAAGGAAGUGUUUCUGUUCCUUGAGGCCCGCGUGGACCGCCUCAUUCCCAUCCACACGUGCUGGCGCCCCGGGCACAUGAUUUUGAGGGUUGGCGGCCCUGUCGAUGAAGCGGCGUCCCACACCAAGACAUCUGGAGAAGACGCAGCGCACGCAGAGGAGCGUCGCAGUGAAAAGCGAGAGGAUGCCACCUCUGAGCAUGCCUUGCAAACGCCGGGAGGCUCUGUGCACGGGCCGUUCUUCAAGAUAUCCCCGACUGCAACCGCUAUCGUCUCGGGAGCGCAUUCUAGCACUUCGACUGUCAGAACGCGCGGUUUGUUGAAGGCCAGAGAUAAGAAGGGGCCCCUGACUAAAGACGAAGAGAAAGAGCUUAUCUUGCUUCUCCAGGCGCUGCAAAUCCUAGGCUGGACGCUCUCCGAUAGGGAGAAGUCGAACUGGAUCAGCGGGCCAGGGGCGGUCCUUUGGCGAUGCGGGGCUUCGGCGCUGCUCGACACAGCGACAGGGGAAGCCUCGAAUCUCCUGCCCCCCGACGGCGGCUCGGCCGUCUUUUCGCCUCGUUCCAUUGCCACGGGAAGAAGCGGUCCUAGCGCGGAGACGGAGGGCGAGCCGCGGGCGACUUCGCGCUUGCCUGUCGCCGCCUCCUCCGCGCCCGCCGCGCCCUUGUGUCCUGAACCACCCGUUGCCUCCCUCUCAGUUUUGCGCGACGCGGGGCUCCCACGCCAUCCUCCCUCGACUUCAUCAACUUUCGUCCAGAGGUCGGACGGUGCAUCCUCGGCGUCGCCCUGCGCGACCAUUCCAGGGGGGCCGCGUGGCUCUGAGAAGGAGGCUGCCGCAUCGACUAUUCGCGAGGCUUCCCCGGCGCUCUUGUGCGCAGCCGCGGAAGUGUUAGCUGUCCUCUUUGAGAGCUACUGGAAGACAGUGGGUCGCGACUCGCCCUUCCUUCGAGGCGCGGCGUGGGCUGCCGAGCCUGCCGGUUCGUCGCGAGACAAGAAGGCAGCAUUUGCCACAUCAGAGGAACGGGACGAAGCUCGGCGGCAGCUGCAGCGCCACGCGCCCCUCGUUCUCGACGCCCUCGAGCUGCUGGGAAGCAGCAACAGUUCCUGUUUUGUGCGGCAGCUGCGAGCCGCAAGCCGCGCAGAGCAGCAGACGAGCAACUCGCUCUUUCGGGUCCUGGCCAGCACCGCCAGCGGCGCCUACAGGGCCUCUGCCUGCUCGGCUCGUGCGGAGCGAGAGGGCGGCGGGCUGUCUGUCCCCGGCCCUGUCACUUCCGUCUCUUUCUUGGGGCCUGACGGCAGAGGAUCCGGCAGUGCAGAGGGAGUGGCGUUGGAAGCGAGAAGCGCGCUGAAGAUCCGGCUGAUCGGGUGGGAGAAACGACAGCAGCUGCACUUUGUGCGGCACGUUUUGAAAGCCUCGCUGCAGCAACACCUGGCCGAAGGGUCGGAGUUUGUCAGCCACCUUCUCAGCUGUCGAUUCAGCCCCAGCGGCUGCGGCAGUGGCGCAUUUUCUGCGCGGCAGGAUCGCCCCGGGACCGACAACGUCACAGUCGUUGCGGUGUUGAAAGACAGCCGCGAUCGUGCGAGGGCGUCGAAGGCUCAAGCGCUACAGCGGGAUAGGCAGCGGCAGAUGAAGGCUGCUGCUGCGUCGUCUCUCGAUUUUGAUGACUAA
This is a messenger RNA of Besnoitia besnoiti, 2592 nucleotides long. RefSeq lists its product as uncharacterized. The transcript has 7 exons. The record is from RefSeq and is a predicted model, not a curated record. Lineage: Eukaryota; Apicomplexa; Conoidasida; Eucoccidiorida; Sarcocystidae. Bases 1 to 2592 code for a protein of 863 amino acids.